Molecule: messenger RNA, 1335 nt
Organism: Spirometra erinaceieuropaei
Lineage: Eukaryota; Metazoa; Platyhelminthes; Cestoda; Diphyllobothriidea; Diphyllobothriidae
Source: the annotation of a GenBank genome assembly
AUGGUAUCUUUUGAUGUCACGUCCCUCUUUACUUCUAUCCCCCAGGAUCUGGCAACCGAGACCGUCCAGCUACUCCUACGAAACAAAUACGAUGAAACGGAGAAUCCUCUCGGACAUGGCCAAGUCCUUCAGCUCCUAAAGUUCUGUCUCAGGACGUACUUCACGUUUGAUGGAACAAUCUACGAGCAAGUGAAGGGAACACCGAUGGGCUCGCCGAUUUCGGGAUUCAUCGCCGAGGCGGUGCUACAGCGGUUGGAGUCGCUGGUCUUCCAACACCACAGACCGAAAUUCUGGGCUCGGUAUGUGGACGAUACCUUCGUCGUCAUCGAACGGGAUCAGGUGCUAACGUUCAAAGAACGUCUCAACAGCGUCUUCCCGGACAUACAAUUCACGAUGGAGGAGGAAGAGAAUAACCAGCUGGCAUUCCUUGAUGUCCUCGUCUGUCGCAAAGAUUGUGGUGGCCUAAAGACCAAAGUGUUCAGAAAAGCAACGAACACGACGCAAAUUCUGAACUUCAACAGUAACCACCCAAUCUGCCACAAACGCAGUUGCGUAAGAACGCUAUUUCGGCGUGUUGAAACGCAUUGUAGUGAACCGGAAGACAAGGUUGCCGAAUCCCAAUAUCUUCGACGGGUUUUCCGAGAAAACGGUUACCCGCGCAACUUCGUCAACCAGUGCCUGCGCAAACGAGACGAGCGACAAGAUCGCGCCGACCCCAAAUUCUGGCGAGCGAUCCCGUACAUCAAGAACGUCUCCGAGGCCGUUAGCCGCCUUCUUGCACCACUUGGGGUUGGAGUUGCGCACAGACCGGAGGCCACCAUGAGGCGUCAAGUGAUGAGACCAAAAGACCCACUGCCACGGCAAGAAACAUCUGGAGUCGUUUACCGGAUCUGGUGCAGUUGCGGACAAAGCAACUACGUCGGAGAAACUGGAAGACUGCUCCGGACGCGAAUUGCCGAACACGUGGCAGCUGUACGGAGAAAUGACGCCAACUCUCAGGUCGCGGCCCAUUCGACGAGACCCGGCCACACAUUCAAGUUCGAUGAGGCCGAAAUUCUCGCGAGAGGGGAUAAUCGCGUGAGCCGCGAGUUGCUUGAGUCAUGGUUCACGGGACCUCAGUCUAUCAACAAGUGCAAUGACAUCCCCACUCCAUAUUCAGUCCUGAGGCAUAGACUGGCCAAAGCAAUUGACCACUCGAGGAGCGCGCAAGCACGUGAGCCAGAUGGCCGAGCAAUCAUCUCGCCAGCAUCCAACACGGGUGAUGAGAUGUCAGCAAUUAACAACUUGCAUGCCAGCCAUCAAGCAAUUGGCGCACCUGCGGGCAACAAUCCUUGA